CACCGAUCACGGAAAGAGCCGAAGAUGUCAGCUCGGUCAUGUGAUCAGCUGUGUCCAAUCACAGCUGCUCACAUGGGACAUGUACACUGAUCAUCAGGGCACUGAUGAUCAGUGUGCCCUGAUGAUCAGUGUAGCCCCAGCAGUGCCACCUGUCAAAGUCCAUCAGUGCCAGCUCUCAGUGCCACGUGCCAGUGCCUAUCAGUGCCACAUAUCAGUGCCCAUCUGAGCUGCCUUUCAGUGUCAUCCAUAAGUGCCAGUCAGUGCCACCUAUCAAUGCCAAUCAGUGCCACCUAUCAGUGCUGCCAAUCAGUGCCACCUAUCAGUGCCAGUCAGUGCCACCAAUCAGUGCCAGUCAGUGCCGCCUAUCAAUGUGCAUCAGUGCCACCUAUCAGUGCCAGUCAGUGCCGCCUAACAGUGCCAGUCAGUGCCGCCUAUCAGUGCCAGUCAGUGCCGCCUAACAGUGCCAUAUAUCAGUGCCAUAUAUUAGUGCAAUCUAUCAGUGCUGCCUUUCAGUGCCCAUCAGUGAUGCCUGGCAAUGCCCAUCAGUGCCACCUACCAGUGCCUCCUCAUAAGUGCCCAUCAGUG
Staurois parvus is the source of this 585-nucleotide messenger RNA. The record is from the annotation of a GenBank genome assembly. NCBI's taxonomy places the organism in Eukaryota, Metazoa, Chordata, Amphibia, Anura, Ranidae.